GGAGAACGGAAAUGAAAGACAAACGGCGAAACGAGUGAAACGCGCUUUCAUAAUUUAGAUUUCGUCACAGUCUUUUCUUUUUCUAAUAUAUCGCUGGUAUUUCAGUUAUUUACAGAGUUUAAGGACAUGAAUUCUGCCGGUGAGAUAAAACCAAAGAAAACAAUAAUUUCAUAUAAAUACACGCCGUAUAUUAGUCAGUUUAAAUGAAAUGUGUGGGUUUAUUGAUCAUCGCGGUGAGAUUAUUCAUGUGUCGGUUAGUGAUUGUGAGCGCGCUGCUGUUUAUCGUGCGCGUGCACAACAAACCAACAGCUGAUCACCAAUCAAACAUCGAUACAGCAGCGGAUCAUCGAUCGAUCAGUAAUCAAGAUCAAGACAAAGAUUCGUGCAAAAAAGAGAUGAGGCGAAGCAUCAGCUCUUCUCAGACAUAUAUGAAAGGCCCCGCCUCAUCCGUGGCCCCUCAGGGCCCCUGGGGCCACACCCUCUAUAUGUUAUUUGGUCAGUGGGUGGAGCCUACACUGAAGCGCGCGGGGCAGAGAACCACACGGACCACGGUGAAGUCUGCAGUGUUAGGACUCAUGUUCCACAAGUGUGCUCAGGUGGAAACAGGAACUGAGCUGGCACAGGUGCGAGUAAUGUUAGUGAUCACAAACCCUGCAGACGGGAUUGACCUAUCACAGCUCAGCAUACGUGACACCAUCUCUGACAUCACACUGCUGCAGACCAAUGGUAGCGUUCAGGAGAGAGGAUACCAGACCUUCACAACACACUCACUGCCUGCUGGUUCUCAGUGUGUGUUUGUGUACAGUGUGAGUGUAACAGGAAACAGAAACAAGAUUCUGACACUUCCAGCAUUUCUGACCCUCUCCAACUCAACUCAGAAUGAGAUUCAUCUGUUUAGUCCAGUAGUGGCUAAUUUCACUUUGAGGAUUAAGACUACACAACAGGUGGAUGUGGAUCACGCUCUUCACUUCACUGUGUUUAUCAGCUCAUUUCUGCUGACACUUCUGCUGCUGUCUGUCAGUGCGGUCAUUGUGAACUUCCUCCUGCGCAGACUGCACAGAUGCACUCAACACACAAGGAGGAGUCUCAGUGAGGAGGCGGGGCCAUACGAGGGGAUGUGUGACAUCACUGAGUCAGCCAAUGAGGAGGCAGCAUUUGAGGAUAAGUUUAUAGAUAUUAUGAUGCUGGAGGAUCCACAGAACAUGAUUCAUGCGCUUGACAGGUGUGUGUCAUCAAAUCAACAGAGAACCAAAGUAACUCACAGUUUCAGUUUGCACAUGUCAACCGUGUUGCGCAGUAUGGUUGCGGUGGAGCGCGUGCGUGUGCAGCUGCAUGAAGGUGUUUUGGGCGUGCUGUUGGGUGGCGUCGUGAGCGCGCAAGCACAGCAGCGUGUUCUGGGCAUUGUGCGCGGGCAGAUUGUUGGCAUGGAAGGAAAAGUGCAGGAGGAACACGUGACGCACAUGACGACACUCGCCGCUCAGUGCAACCUGGAGACGCGAGAGGAAAUGCAAUCACAGCAACGCAAACACGCCACAGAAAUGUCACACGCGGAACGGCUGUUUCAACACGCUCAACAACAGGACACGCUGGAGUUUCGUGUUCUGUUGGAGAAGCUGCAUAAGGAAGAGCAGCAGCAUCUGCAGAGGUGGCUUCUGGCCAGACAUGAACAUGUGUCUGCGCAGGCACAGAGGCAGCAGGCGCUGCAGCGUAGAUUUGAGCUGCACAAGAUCUUCGGCGAGGAGCUGGUUGAGGCGACGAGAACGGGCGAGCUGCGGAAAAACAUUGCAGACAAACUCCUGAUGCAGUACUACAGCUGUCAGGACAGUCUGGAGGAGGUGCUUGAUGUCCUUGUGGCCAAUCAGAGAGCGCUGCUGACAGAGCGUCACGCGCAGCGACGGUUCCUGCUGCAGAGUUUACUGACUCUUCAGUCCGUGAUGAGCAAUGCAUUCGACAGCAGUGUGCAAACACACGGAGUGUGUGUUGUGUCUCAGCAGUGUUCUGAUGGCCAGUUUUACGUUCUGCGUGUGAAACAGGAUUUAGAAGAAACUCUGAGACGUGAACGCGGCACCAUCCGCUGUGACAUCAUCAAGAGGAGACGACAGCUCCUAUCAGAAAUGGUGUGUGAGCACAGGCGUGAGCUGCAGGUGUUGCAUCGCGUCUCUGAUGUCACAGUGAAUCAGUAUCUGCAGAAAUGGACCAAACUGCUGAUGAAGCAAAACACUGAACUAUCAGAACUGAUCAAUAAUCUGGAUGAAGAGACUGCAGCUGCUGUACGCAAGAUGAGUUUGCGUUUGCUGCAGGCUUCAUUAGCACAGCUGAAAGCGCAUGCUGCUGCAGUGUGUCCAGGAGCUGCACGCUUCCUCACGCAGACGGAGCUUCUUCAAGACAAACUGCAGCAUCUGGGUAAAGCAGACGCCCGCCGCCUGCGAUCUGCUCAGCGCUUCAUCCAGCACGCCAAACAACAAGAGCUGCAGGAGCAGAGACGCAUCCGAGACGUCUUCAGAGAAUACUGCAGUUGUGUGUGUGCGUGUGAGGCGUCUCUCUCUCAUGAACAGCGGUUGCGUGUUCAGCUGGAGUGUGUCAACGCUGCAUGUUGUUUGGAUCGCUGUCUCGUGCUGCCACACGCUGUCUGCGCAGUCAAACUGCACAUGCAUGCUGACCCUGCCGUGACCCCUCUGGCCUCAGAGAUGGAGCGCAGGUCAGAGGUCACGGAGCUGCAGCGCAUGCAGAGGAGUCUGCAGGAGAGAAUGCAGUUGCUGACGCAGCACACAGACACACACAAUGACACGCUGCAGAGGGUGUGGCGUGAGGCAUGUGUGUUGCAGGAGCAGCAGUUGCGUGCAUGCGAGGAGCGUGUGGCUGCAUUUCUUGCAUCGCUGCAGUGGGAACAGGCAGAGAAGAUAAUUAAAGUGACAGAGACGCACACAGCCCUGCUGAAACUACACACACUCAUCACAGAAGAGCUGCACAACACUACUGACAUCACACACACUCUACACACACACUGCCUGGCUCUAGAGGAGGCGGAGCUUCAGCUUCAGAGGGAGGAGGUGAUGUGGGAGGAGUCAGUGAGGGGGUGGGGCUCUGAUGAUGAUGAUGAUGAUGAUGAAGAGGUUGUGUUUGGAGUGGACAGUGACAGUAGUGUUGCUGAUCUCCUGCAGGAGGCGCUCCUCAAAAGACAACAGCUCACACAGAGAAUGAGUGACAGAGUGUUGAGGAGAAACCAAACAUUCGAGCAUCAGACAGAUGAACUGCAGCUGAAGAGACUUUACACGUACUGUCAACAGGAUCUGUAUUUUGCAGCAGCAUUAGUAAAACAGGCUCUGUUGACUGUUCCUGAUCUCCAUGAGCUCCUGCGUCUCCUGCUACCUACAGUACCUGAAGGAGAACUGCUGUCACUCAUAGAUGUGCUAGAACCCACAGCAGGAGCAUGUUCAGGAAUCUCCAGCUCUCUGACAGACAGACUGAAACAAGACGUGCUGAGCAGAAAUCUGUCUCACUCUCCUCCACACACACACAGAGAGACAGACAGGCUCCUCAGGAGACGUCAGCAGGUUCUUCUCAAGCUCUUCAGUGCUGCUGGAGAUGCUCACGAGACUCCUCAGAGACACAAACAACAGUUUCCUCCCAUUCGACCUUUGACCCCACAGCUGCUGGAGGAGACGGCAGUAGCGAGCGGUGACGAGGAGGGGGCGUGGCCAAACGAGGAUGUUCCCGCCUCUGCCGAGCAGCUGUUUAUUUUCCGCUGCGCUGCACCUGCGGCUCAUCUGCACGCGCAAACAUCACACACACGCACAAAGAAACGCAACUUCCUGAACUUCAAGAAGAACAGCGUCACACCGCGAUAGAACGGAUUCUGAAAAUAUGAUUGUGUGUAUUUUUACUGCUGUCCGUUUGAGGCAUCAGCUGUAAAUAAUCGUCACGCUGCUCUUUACAGGUCGAUUUGUUUCCUGUGUGUCACUGCUGAUUGUUUCCAUAGUAACGGGAGUUCAGCCAUCAGAUGACAUCAUCAGUGUGACAGACUUUCUGCCCGCCGGCCGUGAGUGUUUGUGUGUUUCUUCGUGAGAACAUCAGCUCCUCUUUUACACUUUUAUUUUAUUGAACAGAAAAAUUAAAUCUCUUGAAACAGCAGCAGAUUUCAGACGCUGGUCCAGUCAGUGUUUUAUUUGUGAUUACUGUCAGACUGACACUUCUUCUGAUGUAGUGUGUGUGUGUGUCUAUAUGAACAAUGUGACAAACUACAGAACAAUUAUUGAUCAAGUGUACAAGAGAUCGGCUUCUGUAAUGGAAUCCUUUAUUUACAAGAUGUAAAUCGAUUCAUAUAUGAAUCAAUAGAAAUAUAAUCGUGCAUAAGCAUUGUGAACACUACAUGUAUGUCUGUGUGUUGAAUAAAUGGAAAUACCACA
Messenger RNA from Myxocyprinus asiaticus (Chinese sucker), 4406 nucleotides. It is a transcript of the gene evc2, whose product is annotated as limbin. The record is from RefSeq and is a predicted model, not a curated record. Bases 204 to 3848 code for a protein of 1214 amino acids. The transcript has 22 exons. NCBI's taxonomy places the organism in Eukaryota, Metazoa, Chordata, Actinopteri, Cypriniformes, Catostomidae. Gene Ontology annotation, cellular component: ciliary membrane; plasma membrane protein complex. Gene Ontology annotation, biological process: smoothened signaling pathway.